Molecule: messenger RNA, 831 nt
Organism: Letharia columbiana
Lineage: Eukaryota; Fungi; Ascomycota; Lecanoromycetes; Lecanorales; Parmeliaceae
Exons: 1
Coding region: 1-831 (276 amino acids)
Source: RefSeq, a predicted model, not a curated record
AUGCAACUCCAAGAACGGACGGGGCUGACAACCCUGUCUAGCACUUUUCACCGGUUCAUAGAGCUACCUGUCGAGAUUCGCCUUCUGGUCUACAACGAGUUGAUGGUCCAAAACAUCGACCUAUAUCGCGCCACAUGCGACUUCUGCCCAGCGCACCGCACCAACUUCACAUACAACGCCAACAUCGUCUACGCAGAGAUACUCAGGACAAGCAAGCAGGUCUACACCGAGACGCUACCCAUACUCUACUCCAAGAAUACGGUUCAUAUGAAGUGCCUGGAGUGUGAGAACAUGGACCAUCCCCCACUCUGGGCUUGCUUAAAUGAGCCGAACCACAUCCUUACUGAGUUGAUUGAACAUUUCUAUUCGCAUGUCAAGGACAUCGCUAUUGCAUAUAGGAUAAUCGAGUAUGAGCCAUACGAUCGUAUCAUAGAAUUCCCUGUCGAAUGGCCCACAAUCGAGCAUGAUAUAUUGGAACGCUACGAGAACACGGAGCACAUUAGUCUACGAGUUCGACUAUGCUACACCUCUGACGCUACAUUCGAUCUCGUCCGUCGAAGCUGCAAAUCCACGAGCGAGUGUGUCCCGGACUACAACAGCGUGCUUGCGGAACACCGUGCAUACCUCGCAGACUACGACGACCAUAGGUCGUUACUGGCAGCCCUAAAGGAGACAUGCGACGCGGUAGUACUGUCUCAUGCCCAAGGACAGUUGAAAAAUACGGCAUUUGCCGUGCAAAAGAUCCGUUGGAAGCCAUUAUCAGAGGACGCGAAGGAAGUUGUGCUGUGUCUAGGACGCGAGAAAAACAGCGCCGACGACACGUUAAUCUAG